Nematolebias whitei (Rio pearlfish) is the source of this 363-nucleotide messenger RNA. RefSeq names its product natriuretic peptide A-like (gene nppal). The transcript is spliced from 2 exons. Gene Ontology annotation, molecular function: hormone activity; hormone receptor binding. Lineage: Eukaryota; Metazoa; Chordata; Actinopteri; Cyprinodontiformes; Rivulidae. The record is from RefSeq and is a predicted model, not a curated record. Bases 1 to 363 code for a protein of 120 amino acids. Gene Ontology annotation, cellular component: extracellular region.
AUGAACCCAAAUCUCUCAGUUUGUUGUCUGUUCCUGCUUGUUCAUUCUGUAGGAGCCAACCCCCUUUCAAGCCAACAGAGCUUGAAGAAGCUUUUUGACGGCGACCUCAGUACCCCACCCUUCUCCUCAGAGGGCAGGGAACACUUCAACCUGGACCAGUUCAGUGCCCUGCACCCAUUUACCAGUUCCAGCCCCAUUCUCAGAAACUUUGUGCUGCCUGUGAAAGACAACGUUCUCCCUCGUCUCAAGGACUUCAUGAGGACAUCAAAGCGAUCGUGGAGCCGUUACAAGAAGGGGGGGCUGAGGAGCUGCUUUGGGGUCCGUUUGGGCAGAAUCGGCUCGUUCAGCGGACUGGGAUGCUGA